AAGUACUAAAACAAAUAUUUCUAGUAAUUACUAUAUUGAAAUGAAUUCUGAUAAUAAUAUAUUAAAUCAAAAAGAUUUUGAUAAUGAAAUUUCAAAUAAUGAAGAUUUUGGUAAUACAUUGAGUGAAAAUGAUUUGUUAAGUAAGAAUAAUAAAUUUACCAAAGAUGAUAUAUUAACUAAAAGUAGUGUGUUAAGUAAAAACAAUAUGUUAACUGAUAAUGAUAUGUUUAACAUAGGUAGUUCAAUGAGUAAAGAUAAUAUGCUAAGAGAAGUUGUUAAUGAAUCUUUAUAUAUCAUCAAUUAA
Dentiscutata erythropus is the source of this 304-nucleotide messenger RNA. The record is from the annotation of a GenBank genome assembly. NCBI's taxonomy places the organism in Eukaryota, Fungi, Glomeromycota, Glomeromycetes, Diversisporales, Gigasporaceae.